GCUGUCAAUCAAGCGGCUUUUAAAUGGCUACAGUGCGGCCCGCGAGCGCUGCCUGAGCCCUCCCGGGGACAGCGACAGCGGUAUUUCUGCAACUGCUACUCCUGCAGCAGCACUUCCACUAACCCACAACCCGACCGGCCAUUCCUGCUCACCAGCCACCAUGGCCAGCGAGGACGAGCAGGGCGGCUGCCGGACCUGGCAGAGGUUUGAGGAACUUUGUCAGAAAUUGAACAUGGACGAGGGUGCAAAAUGUGAGGCUUGGGCAAGUUUCGAGAGCAUCAGCAGGACAUACACCCUGGAGGGAGAAGAUCGUCACUGGUUGGCUUGUGCCCUGUACGUAGCAUGUAGAAAAGCCAUUCCCUCAGUGGGAAGAGGCACUGUAGAAGGGAAUUGUGUCUCCUUGACAAAGAUCCUACGCUCUUCUGAACUCAGUUUGAUAGAAUUCUUCAAUAAGAUGCAAAAAUGGGCAGACAUGGCAGAUCUAUCCCAAGAAUUCAGGGAGCGCACGGAAAAGCUGGAGAGGAAUUUCACAGUUUCUGCCGUCAUCUUCAAAAAGUGCGAGCCUAUUUUUCGUGACCUUUUUAAGGACCCUCAAGAAGAACAGCCACCACGACAGCACAGGGGUCGGAAACAAAGGCGUCAACCUUGUACAGUUUCUGAAGUGUUUAACUUCUGCUGGGUGCUGUUUGUUCAGACCAAAGGAAAUUUCCCUAUGAUCAGUGAUGAUCUUGUUAACUCCUAUCAUCUUCUGCUUUGUGCACUCGAUCUGGUCUAUGGGAGCGCGCUAUUCUGCGCCCAUCGUAAAGACUUGCUGAAUCCCAAUUUCAAAGGUUUACCAGAAGAUUUUCACAAUAAAGAUUACAAACCACCUUCAGAGCCUCCAUGUAUUAUUGACAAGUUAUGUUCCUUACAUGACGGGUUGGAAUUGGAGGCAAAGGGUAUUAAACAACAUUACUGGAAGCCAUACAUCAGGAAACUUUUCGAGAAAAAGAUCCUAAAGGGAAAAGCAGAAACUCUUACUGGCUUUCUGGAUCCUGGGAACUUUACAGAAAGUGUAAAAGCUAUUAACAAGGCCUAUGAAGAAUACGUGUUAACUGUGGGAAACAUUGAUGAAAGGAUUUUCCUGGGUGAUGAUGCAGAUGAGGAGAUAGGAACCCCAAACAGGUUUCUCAGCAACAUGUCAAAUGCAGAAACAACUGAAAGGAUGCAAGUGGAGCACAAUCUUCAACAACAUUUUGACAAUUCCAGGACACUCUCAGUUUCAACACCACUUACUGGUCGCAAGUAUAUGAAGGAAGGUAACCCAUGUGUGACGCCAGUCUCCUCUGCAACACAGUGUGUUGGCCGUCUUCAUGCCAUAUUAACAGGGCUGAAAAAUACCCCAAGUGAGAAAUUGUUACAGAUUUUCAGGUCCUGCUCCAGAGAUCCCACGCAGUCUGUUCUUAACAGAGUCAAAGAGAUGGGUGAAAUAUUUUGUCACCAUUACACACAAUCUACCAAGGAUCACUCUGGCUUCUCAAUAGACAGUACUACCAAGUGCCUUCGACUUGCAGAAGUUCUUUACUACAAAGUCCUGGAAACAGUCAUUGAGCAGGAAAAAAGGAGGUUAGGAGAUAUAGAUCUGACGGGGAUAUUGGAACAAGAUGUAUUUCACCGAUCACUUCUGGCUUGCUGCCUUGAAAUAGUUAUCUUUUCUUAUAAACCUCCAGGGGACUAUUCAUGGAUCAUUGAGAUCUAUGACCUUCCGCCUUAUCAUUUUUAUAAGGUGAUAGAAGUACUUAUAAGGGCAGAGGAUGGUCUCUUCAGGGAGGUGGUGAAACACCUAAAUCAUAUUGAGGAAACAAUCCUGGAAAACAUGGCAUGGAAACAAGAAUCACCCCUUUGGGAUGGAAUUAAAGAUGUGGAAAACAAGGUUCCGACAUGUAAGGAAGUGAUGCCGCCACAUUACUUUGAAAAUCUGGAGAACGCCGGAAGCAGUGAGAUGUAUUCUCCCAUUACUCCUACACGACUUAAGGAGGUUCACACUGAGGGUGGCAAGAAAGAAACCAUUGCAUCUCCCACCACAUUACAUGAUCGAUACAGCUCUCCAACAGCAAGUAAUGCAAGAAGGCGACUGUUUGUGGACAGUGAAAGCAAUCCUGAUCCUCCUCCAAGCAACUCCCUCAGAAAUUCCCAGCAACAAACAGUUAGCACUGUACCAGUCCAGAAUGUGACCACUGAUUCUGUUUCUAUUGCACAUGUCCCUGGUCAGACUUUAGUCACCAUGGCAACUGCAACUGUCACAGCUACCAAUGGACAAACUGUCACGAUACCAGUUCAAGGUAUCGCAAACGAAAAUGGAGGAAUUACUUUCAUCCCUGUUCAGCUCAGUGUUACAGGACAAGCCCAAUCUGUGACAAACUCCAUUCAACCCCUCACAGCACAGACCCUUGCCAGCAGUCACCAAUUAUCUGGAACAACAGUGCAGAUUGCUGGACAGGUAUCAAUGCAGCAAUCCCCAGGACAGAGACAAAACCAAUGCCAAAUGGCAAUGAACAGCAGACCUAAAAAGACUGGCUCAGUAGCUCUGUUCUUCAGAAAGGUUUAUCAUUUGGCCAGUAUUCGUCUGCGUGAUCUCUGUGCAAAACUGGAUAUUACUGAUGAUUUGAGGAGGAAAAUCUGGACAUGUUUUGAAUAUUCCUUAGUCAACUGCACAGAUCUUAUGGUUGAUAGGCACUUAGAUCAGCUGCUGAUGUGUGCUGUUUACAUAAUGUCCAAGGUGACAAAAGAGGACAGAUCCUUCCAGAAUAUUAUGCGUAGCUAUAGAACACAACCACAGGCCAGCAGCAAUAUUUACAGAAGUGUGCUGCUAAAAGCUCGGAGAAGACGGACCUCAGGCAGUAGUGACAGUAGUGGUCGCCAGGGCUCACCAACUGAGACUAGCAGAGACAGGACCAGCAGAGACUCUAGCCCAAACAUGAGGUCUAGCAGUACACUGCCUGUACCUCAACCUAACAGUGCACCACCUACCCCAACUCGACUAGCUGGAGCAAACAGUGAUAUGGAAGAGGAGGAGAGGGGUGAUCUCAUUCAAUUCUACAAUAAUAUCUACAUCAGAAGAGUCAAAGCAUUUGCAUUGAAAUAUUCCUCAUCAAAUGCAGAGAAUGGGAAGGAAGCUCCAUCUUUAUCACCCUUCCCAUCUGUAAGGACAGGAUCACCACGCAGGGUCUUACUCUCUCAGCACCACUCCAUUUAUAUAUCACCUCACAAGAAUGGGGGCUCAGUCUCACCAAGAGAAAAAAUGUUUUACUGUUUUAGCAAAAGCCCAUCAAAGAGACUGAGAGACAUCAACAGCAUGAUUAAGUCUGGUGAAUCACCAACCAAGAAGCGUGGAUUGUCAUUGGAUGAAGGCAAUGAAUUACCAGCUAAGAGGAUCUGUCAGGAGAAUCACACUGCAUUGUAUAGGCGUUUGCAGGAUGUAGCCAAUGACAGAGGAUCUCACUGAUCCAGUAUGGGGUGUCAACCUCAGCUGCUGUGAAUAGUUUGCCUUCCUUAAUCUCAACCUGAAAAGCAAGCUACAAAACAUUACACAGUUAAGUUUAAAGCUUCUGUGAAGGUUAUACAGGCAUUGAACGCUGCAGGAAGUCAAAUUGCAAGGGACCGAGAUUCUGAUGCUUUGAGAAGUUACUUGAGCUUUUCUCACCCAUCUCCACAAAAAUCUGCCAGUUGAAGGCAGAGAGUGGAUUUUUAGGUAAAGAUUGUUGAAGCAUUGAAGUGUUUCUAAUUGAUUUUAAAAGCUUUCAAAGCAGGCUUAAAACAGCAUGCACAUCAUACCAAAUUUAAUUACAGCAUUAACUUUCAUGUGGAAAAUUUUAACUGGGUAUUUGAAAGCAUUAAAAACUAUAAAAAUCCAUCAAGACAAGAAAAAGUUCGUGUUGUACUUUUGCAACACUGUGGAAGAAACUCAGCACAGCAUUCCAAAAUGAGGCCAUGUAUUAUGUACACAAGUUUGUGCGCUAACAUAUGUUAUGCUUGCUAUUAUGGUGUGCACAGAAUUGGCAACCGUCUUGUGUUCAGUUAGUUUGAAAGGUUAGGAUAAUUAGGAUGAGUAGUAUGUUACUGAUGCACUAAGUGCAAAUACAUAGAGACGAAUAAUGACCGUGAAGCAGUAGACUAAACAUUUGAAGGGAAUAUCCUCAUAGCUACAUGCUGGUUGUAUUUGAUCAUUUUGUUUAAAAAACCUUAACAUUCCCCAUGAAGCAAUGUACUUUCAUGUAUUGACUAAGUAAACAGGAGCAAGACUUCAUAGUGCAGAAGGAAUUAUUCUAGCUGAACAGAAUACAUGGUGAUGUUUUCAUCAGAUGGGUUGAAUAUACUCCAAGUGCAAUUAAAUCAUUUGGAAAUAGGAACCAUGUAUAGGAUUACAAAAAAGCUCAGUGCCAAUCCACAGAUCAGGAGUUCAAAUCAAAUCCAUACCAGAGAGAGAGUGUAAUGGAAACAGUCACAUGAUUCAAGGUGACUUUGCAUUAGACCUGAAUAGUGACAAGUAAUUCAAAAUAAAAUCUGGACAUAGAGUUGAAUGUUAAUUUCACUAAGAUAAUAAAACAUAAAAGUUUGUGUAUCAGUUUGGUUUAUAAAGAUGAUCAAAUAGACUUUAAAAAAGUCUCUCCAUCCUUUCAGAAUUCUUUACUCACGUUGCCUUGUAAAAGGAAUAAUAUAGUUUGUUGAUUGUCAUCACUACAAUGCUCAGGAGAUUGAGAAACUGAAAAUCUUACAUAAAGCACCAUAUAUUACCCAGCUUUAACAAUCCGUUGAUCUUAUUGCAGUUCCCUGCAACAUGGCUGCUGUGAAAUUGGCUAGUGGGCUGGUCUAGGCAAUAUACAUGAUCACCAGGCUGGGGCUGGUGGCUGAGUGCCUGUAAACUUUGCCACAGGACAUCAGGUCACCUGGGCCAUUGCUUAGCUGAAGCAGCUAGAUGUAGCAGGCUCACCCUCAUCACCACAUGGACUAGACAAGAACCAGUUACAAACCAUAACAUUACAUGUUUCAGCAUACCUCUCAGCCUGGAUUGCUGCCUUCUCCUAUCCUUUGGAUGGGAAUUAAAGGAUCUUUCUUUCUAUCCCACUCUGGUUAUGAUCCAAUGCACAUUCAUGAUGUUAGGGCACAAUAAUAAAAAUUCUCAAUUUCAGUCAUGACAGUCAACAGUCCCAUUCCCACAUAUCAAACAGAUAUCUCAAACAUGGUCACGUAACAAUUAACCUGUUUGCUAUUUGGAGGCAGUUUCUAACAAAUAAUCUUUCUCCACCUUUGCAAGUGAAUGUGGCAGAAUCUGCACUUAAUUAACAAAUGUAGUGGCUAAUUAUUUAAAAGUUGUGCACACUUCAGGAAUUCCACUGAAUUCAAAGACAGAACAAGCACAAUUAAAGUGUGAUCACAAAGUCCAUUCAUCAAGCCAGAAUGUGUUCCAUACCCAUGCAUUUUGAAAUUACAAAGUGUACUAUUAGACAUGAAUUCAGUUCAGGCAAUUGUCAAUAUUUCAUCAAUGUGCAAUCAAACCAAAUGAUGCCCUCUGCUGACAGCAGAUCAAAACCUGGAAGUAGAGAUAUUUGGAUUCAGUUAAGUGGAAGUAUUUUAACAUUAAAGCUCUUGAACAUUGUCAAUUGACACAAGUUGUUGAUUACAACACUAACUAGCAAAUUAAGAGUAGAAUUCAAGUGCAGCCAAUGCAACCAAUGCUUCACCCAACCGGAGGCAGCAAUCCAGCUGUUCUGCUCCAACAGAAGAUGAGGCAUAAUCAUACAAGCAAAUGAAAUACUUAAUAUCCUGAUUGAAAUAUCUGACAGCCAGUCCAUCACUGAUUAAUGCAAGCAAGAGGUGAAACAAUAAUCACUAUGCUGGAACAUAUGGUCUCCCUCCAUUACUAUGGAAUGAACAUGACAAAUAAUGAAAGUGUGGAUUUCAGUUUCCAUAGCUGUUACAGUGGGGAAAAUCAGGAAGCCAUAAGGAAAAUUGUAUCCAAGAUAUUUUAAUACUUGGAACAUAGUUUACAUGAGAGAUUCAUAUUUAAACAUUUUUCAGUCAAAAUAUUUUAAAUGAAUGAGGUUGACAAGUCUCUGAACAAAGUUUGGUUUUAACCAACUGCAACUACACAAUCUAUUUCCAGAUCUUUGCCUAUAAACACUUCAAUUUAGUUGUUAGGAAAUACACAAAAAUAAAAAUUCUCUUUUACAAAGUUCAAAAUUUGUUUUCUCAUCAACGAAAUGCAAAUUUUGUUUUUUGUAUGGAAGUAGCAUGUAUUCUUGUUGGGGCAGGAGAGCAAAAUUGGGAAGUGACCAUGUUCACAAAUGACCCAAGUAUACAGCGCAGACUCUUUGGUUAAAUAACUAAUUUUGGAUGUGAGACUCAAAUGGAACUUUCGUAUCUCUGGGUCAGAAGGUCCUUGUGCCAAGUCUCUCAUGCCCUGGUGUCAUAAUCUCUGAACCGGUUGGAAAAAAGUCUGCAAUCACAGCUGCAUGAACAAAUGUGAAACAACUUGAUACACUGCAACCUCACUCAAAUCAAAAGAAAGUUUUGACACACAUGCUCUUUCUCUAACAUUCUGUAAACUUGAUGUUAAAAUUAAUGCAAAAUAAGCAUUAAAAAGUUAUUAAAUUGAUGUGGUUACAUAUUUAGUAUGAAAGCUACAACCCAUUUUCUCAGUAAAGAAUUUUGCAGUACAUUUUACAAGAUUGCAAGGAGGGUUUAAAAAUGGAAGAUGCAUCAUCUCUUCUGUUAAUUAUAGAGAAAUUUCCAAUAAUGAAUGGAACUCAAAAAUGGGAAUUACUGCAAAAUGACUGGUCAUUUCGAUAGGUAGCCAAAAAUCUUAACUUGCUUCAGAAAUCAUUAAGCUGCAAAAGAUAUUUAAUUUAUGCCAAUUAUAACUUGUUCACUUUAAAUAUAUGUCUGCUUGUCAUUGUGUUGCACCACUUUGUAAAAGGUGAAAACUUGAAACAUGAAAUUUGUUUUCUAAACCAGAUUUUGUCAG
Messenger RNA from Stegostoma tigrinum, 7003 nucleotides. RefSeq names its product retinoblastoma-like 2 (p130) (gene rbl2). NCBI's taxonomy places the organism in Eukaryota, Metazoa, Chordata, Chondrichthyes, Orectolobiformes, Stegostomatidae. Gene Ontology annotation, molecular function: RNA polymerase II transcription regulatory region sequence-specific DNA binding. The transcript is spliced from 22 exons. Gene Ontology annotation, biological process: negative regulation of G1/S transition of mitotic cell cycle; cell differentiation; regulation of transcription by RNA polymerase II. The record is from RefSeq and is a predicted model, not a curated record. Bases 161 to 3484 code for a protein of 1107 amino acids. Gene Ontology annotation, cellular component: transcription regulator complex; chromatin; nucleus.